CCAUCCACCAUACGAGCUAGCUAGCUAGCUACAUAAGUUGUAAGUUCACUUCGGAACCUUUUAAUAAUCCGUUUCAAUAUACUGCACAAUGAUGGGGAAAACAUCAUUUCUGCUCCCCCUGCUGCUGCUAUUACUAAACCAUAAUGGUUCAGCCAUGGGAGCAAGAGAUCAUCAUCACCGUUUCUUCUCACCAACGGCCGCCAUAGACGAUAUCCUCGUUAAGUAUCGGACCAUGCGCGCCGCCGGAGGGAGGCCUCCAACCCCGCGCGUCAAUACCGGUCGUCAUUUCGGGCCUCUGCUGCCUCUGCCGCCACCGCCCCCGCCCGCCCCUUCUUCUUAGAAUGAACUACGAGAAAUAAACAUUGUAUGGGGUAUUCUAAUUUUGGCACCACUUUCACAAUUCUUAGACAGUAUUCCCUUCAUUCACAAUUGACUAUCUAUUAUUAGGACUAUAAUUUUUGAGAUGUUUUGAAUGAGUAUUACGUAGUAACAUACAUCAUGUUUAUAUUUAUUCAAUUUCUAAUGCAUGUAAAAAAAAAUUGUACCGAGUAAUAGAUACGUACUUGGUUU
Messenger RNA from Cuscuta campestris, 570 nucleotides. NCBI's taxonomy places the organism in Eukaryota, Viridiplantae, Streptophyta, Magnoliopsida, Solanales, Convolvulaceae. The record is from the annotation of a GenBank genome assembly.